Molecule: messenger RNA, 978 nt
Organism: Branchiostoma floridae (Florida lancelet)
Lineage: Eukaryota; Metazoa; Chordata; Leptocardii; Amphioxiformes; Branchiostomatidae
Product: chymotrypsinogen B-like
Exons: 7
Coding region: 81-881 (266 amino acids)
Biological process (GO): proteolysis
Molecular function (GO): serine-type endopeptidase activity
Source: RefSeq, a predicted model, not a curated record
AAAUACAAGUGUACAAGUCUACCUGUAACAACUUUUAGACUGUAGCAUACACGACACGGCUUACGUUCAUUACUACAGCUAUGAGGGUCUUACUGAUAUUCGCGGCAAUGGUGGCCAUGGCAAAUGGUUGUGGGCAGCCAAUGAUCGCGCCUAGGACUGCUGGAACGUCACGUAUUGUCGGGGGAGAGGACGCGAGACACAACAGCUGGCCGUGGCAAGUGUCCCUGCAAACGUCCAGCGGCGCGCACUUCUGCGGCGGGACCCUGAUAGCUCCACAGUGGGUGCUGACUGCAGCACACUGCAACCAAGAUUUGGCGACAGUCAGGGUUGUUCUGGGAGAACAUGACCUGUCCAGUGCCUCUGAGUCCGUCCAGGUGGCCAGCAUUGUCGGCGCGUUACCUCAUCCAAACUACAACCCACAGACUGUUGAGAACAACAUCAUGCUGAUCAAGUUAGCCAGCCCGGCUAACAUCGGCAGGACCGUGGACGUGGCCUGCCUGCCUCGGGCCGGGAGCGGUUACCCGGACGGGAUGAUGUGCUGGAGCACCGGCUGGGGGUUCACGUCGGAGAACGGACCUAUUGGUGAUAAGCUGCAACAGGCCGACCUCCCGUUGCUAAGCGACAGAGAGUGCAGCUCCCAUUGGUCUGAUUUCUACAAACCUGACAGUAUGAUCUGUGCCGGGGCGGAGGGUGCAGGCGAGGAUGGGGCAUGCAGGGCUGACUCUGGAGGCCCUCUUGUCUGUGAGAUAAACGGGUCGUACCAUCUGGUGGGGGUGGUCAACUUCGGUCACGACACCUGCAGCACCAGCUACCCGACAGUCUUUGCGCGUGUCAGCGCCUUCCGCAGCUGGAUUGACCGCGUCAUGGCAACCUAUAGCUAGUAAUCUGAUUGGUCGCAUCGGUUGCCAUAGAAACCAGCACUGGAUGCUGCGUGUUUUUGUGAAAUCGAUAAAAAAGAAUUACUGCAUUUCUUUCCUC